Messenger RNA from Somion occarium, 3020 nucleotides. Lineage: Eukaryota; Fungi; Basidiomycota; Agaricomycetes; Polyporales; Cerrenaceae. The record is from the annotation of a GenBank genome assembly.
CGCAUUUCGAGGGUUGGUGCUUCUUGUUGGGCUUGUCAAAUGCGUGAUACACCAAUAUCAUGUAAGUUGCUGAGUUCGCACAGUCCGCCUUCCUUCCUUCCUACCACCACCGUCCAUGUCCUCUCCAGAGGUUCCCUUCGCGUCCCAAGGACCUCCCAAUCCAGAUCCUAAUGCAGUCAAGAAACGCAAGCGAGGUGCAACCCGGCUAUCUUGUGCGGAAUGCAGAAGAUUGAAGCUUCGCUGCGACCGCGCUAUUCCCUGCGGGUCUUGUGUCAAAAGAGGUUGUGCGGCAAUAUGUCCAGAUGGAUCAUUGACCACAGGCAAAGGCAAUCGGUUUGUUCUUGCAUCGACGCAAGAUCUCCACGAGAAAAUACAAGAACUCGCCAACCGCGUUCGAGAACUUGAAGAUGGUCUUCGGGCAUCACACGCCAUACACUCUGCCGACCCACAUCCCCUUUUGUCGGAGGAUCUUCUGCGCAUCAAAGCACCGAUACAACGUGAAGGUCUCACGAAUACUAACGGAGACUCUUCAACGGCAGACGGCCAGGGCCCCGACGUCGUAGAUUCAUUUGGAUCACUGUCUAUCAGUGACACCGGUAGAACCAAUUACUUUGGACAGGCUACCAGCUCCUGGUAUUAUCUUCACAAUGAGAAAACCGCUCAGGAGGAAGACAGGGACAACCAAUUCGCCAAUCUCCGCAGGAUACUACCGCAGGAGGUUCUUGCGCUUGCGGGUUUCUUCCCCGUCGCCCCGCAUAUCCCUCAUAGCGUUGACGCUGAAGCUGAGCGCAUGGAGCGUUUGCGAAGUCUAUUCUGGUAUCUACCACCCGCCGACGAAGCGGCCGAGCUUCGCCAGAUCUACUUCCAACAUGCGGCGUGGAUGUCAGUGUCCUUGACCCAUACUUCUGACCGAGGCCCUUUGUACUCACGUUACGGAGAUAGGUACAACCCCAUUUCGCUUUCCCAGUUCAACGAACAUGCAUACUAUCAAUUCUACAACCCGAAUGCGGCGCCGCCACUUGACGAUCCUUUGUUAUCGCACCAACUUGCUUUGAUGUUCAUGGUUUUGGCGAUCGGAAGCCUCAUGGAUAUCAAACGACCAGCCUAUAACAUUGAAGCUGAGAAAUAUCAUCAGCUUGCUCGUGCCGCCUUGUUCCAGAGCCCUAUCUUUGAGGAGCCAACUCUACAUGCCGUGCAAGCUUUGUACCUCAUGGCUUUCUAUCUCUUUCUAGCGGAGAGACACGGCACUGGCGUAGGCUCUCGAUGGGCCUUCAUGGGUCUAGCCGUGAAGCUCGGUAUUAGCAUGGGUCUGCAUCGCGACGCUGGUCGGUGGAAGGUAGAUUCAACUGAGAUCCAGCGGCGGAGAGAAGCAUUCUGGGAGCUCUAUUCCUAUGAUCUUCUGCAAUCGUAUACCCUUGGACGUCCCCAAUCCUUCUCCCUCGCGCAUGUCGAUUGUAAGAAACCACACGCCGAAGAUCCAAAUAACGAAGAUACUUUUCAUUGGUGGAAACACCGCUUUACAUCGGAAUGCAUGAACACCGUAUACGAUCAGGCUUUUGGCGCCAAAUUGCCUACGUACAGUACAGUCUUACAACUCGAUCGUAAACUGCGUGCCUUCCCCGUGCCCCCACUCCUACAAAUAGCCGGGUUUGGCAGCACUGAUUCGAGGGCAGGUACGGCUUACGAGAGUGUACCUUUGAUCCUACAACGUCAUGUUGUUUUAGCCGUGAGGGAAUCCAAUCUUCUAUAUAUGCAUCGCGGAUUCUACGCUCGUGCCAUCAGCGAUCAUCCUCGCGAUCCCCUUGGAAGUCCGUACGGAAGUUCUUUCAUUGCAGCUUAUCGUUCUGCUGGAUCUCUCGUCGCCUUGGUCCGAAACAUUCAUUCCCAGCUCAAGGAACUCACCGAGAGGAUGUGGUUCUUAUGGACUCACUUGUUCUCAUGCUCGAUCAUUCUGGGUUCGAUUGUGACAAGAUGUCCGUCAAUGAGUCUGGCGCCAUCUGCGCUUGUUCAACUGGACUCGGCGUGCGAUCUGUUCUCCAAGACAGCACAUCUUUUCCAUGCGGAGAAAGUCCUUGAUAUUAUGAUGGGACUACGCGAAAAGGCUCACAUGUCGCUGUCGCAGUAUCGUAACUCUCCAUCGCGACAGAACUCCCUGUCGUCGGAGCCAUCAACUCCUGCAGAUGACGAAGACGAGCUGGCGCUCUUGGGUGGUAAAACACGUCUGGUGCCCAAGAAAGAGAAGUCAGCCUCGCCACAAAUUCAAGACAGAUCACCGACGUCAUUAAAUCCCAUCGUACCAUUGCCACUCUCGCACCACGAGGACCAAGCCGUGCAUCCAUAUGUUGUAGAAUACCUUAGGACAUUUGUACCGUCUCAGGGCUCAGCGCAGGCCCAAGCUCAAGCCCAAGCACAGGCUCAAGCCCAGGCACAGGCACAGGUUCAAGCGCACCUCCAUGCUUUGAAUUCUCCUGUGUCGCCAUCGUAUGAUCACACAUCGCAUUCAGUUAAUACCUCCCCGAUCUCCAUUCACUCAAACAACUUUGCUUCUGGCUCGGCGUCGUACCCUACUUCGUACCAGCAGCAACAACAACAACAUCAACAACAACAACAAAUGCCACAAUUCCCUCAAUACUUCCCAGUCUUCGACUAUGGGAAUGUCGGCGGUCUUGGGCCAGAGGCCUUUACUGGCAUCUCGACUGAGAAUGACAUUGUAGGGCGGUCGUAUUCACCAGAAACGAAUAUGCAUUCGGCCUGGACAGAUUUUGUUGCACAGAUUAACAUGCAACCUUAAUAUGUACCUUCCUUAUACCACCGCCUUUGUUCUGUUGCUGAUCUCUUCGUUCAGACUUUUACAUUGAUAUAUCCCUUUGGGUCUUGAUAUCCCCCGGUAUUAGUAAUGACAUUGUCGCCCAAAUGUAGACUUCUCACUUGUAUAAUAGUUCUGAGUCUUGGAUCGAGAAAUACUCUACAUACGGUCUUUUGCCAAUAUUCACUGUAGUGCCUUCAAGUUGGUUAUAAUG